Messenger RNA from Vigna radiata var. radiata (mung bean), 1009 nucleotides. Its product is annotated as glycine-rich cell wall structural protein 1.0-like. Bases 48 to 821 code for a protein of 257 amino acids. The record is from RefSeq and is a predicted model, not a curated record. NCBI's taxonomy places the organism in Eukaryota, Viridiplantae, Streptophyta, Magnoliopsida, Fabales, Fabaceae. The transcript has a single exon.
AUGUUAAAACCUCAUCAGUGUGGGAUUUAAACACUUUCUCAUAUCGCAUGGCUACUUCCAAACUUCUCAGCAUUCUUUUCUUUGUGCUGUUGAGUGUAGGCAUUUGUUCCGCCGCAAGAUCACUACUUUUGAGUAUAGGUCACGGCAUUGGUGAUGAUGUCCAUGGUUCGAUUGGUGUUACUGGAGGAGGUUAUGGAGGUGGUGGAGGUUCAGGUGGAGGUGGAGGAUAUGGAGGCGUGGGGGCGCAUGGCGUAGGUGGUUACGGAGGUGGAGCUGGUGUAGGUGAAGGUGCAGGUGGAGGAUAUGGAGCAGCUGGUGGUGGCCAUGGUGGUGGUGGAGGAAGUGGAGGCGGUGGAGGCUCCGGCGGUGUUGCCGCUGGCGGAUAUGGAGGAGGAUCCGGAAAAGGAGGUGGGGAAGGGUACGGCGGGGGUGGAGGUCCUGGGGGUGGUUAUGGUGGCGGAGGUGGCAGAGGAGGCGGCGGAGGAGGUGGUGCAGGAGGUGCUGGUGGGGGUUAUGGGGGUGGCGAAGGAGCUGGAUCGGGAGGUGGAUAUGGGGGAGAACACGGUGGUGGAUAUGGAGGUGGUGGUGGAAGUGGUGGCGGUGGAGGUGGUGGUGCCGGACCUGGCGGAGCAUAUGGAGGUGGAUAUGGUAGUGGUGGAGGAUCAGGUGGAGGAUAUGGAGGUGGAGCAGCUGGCGGUGGAGGCGGUGGCUCUGGUGGCGGUGGUGGUGGGGGUUAUGGUGGUGGAGGCGCACAUGGAGGGGGUUACGGAGGUGGUGCUGGAGGCGGCGAAGGUGGUGGCCACGGUGGAUACUACCCUUGAACUUAUCAUGAAAAUCAAUGCUGAAAAAAAAAAUAUGCAAGUUCUGGUAACCAUAGUAGUUAAAGAACAAUAAGAUAUGGGUACCAUGAUGCUUAUAACCACUGAAAUUGAAGUAUAAUAUAGUUGCAUGUCUGUUAAAUGUUACGUGAAUUCAAAAGAAGCACUCGCUCGAAAGCCUUUUUUUUUUA